CUGAAUUUGUCCAAAAGAAACUCUCGUUUUCGUCGCCAAACUUUUUCGUUUGAAGUAAACGGUUUCUGUUGCAAAACAUUUUGCAACAGACGAAACGUUUUGCAACAGAAUAGGCGUAAUGAAUACAUCCCAUAUAUGCCUACAAGGAAUGCAACUAAUUUCCUCAUCAGUAGCUAUGCCACAUCCUUGGAAUAUGCGACAGGCAUUUUGGAUUUCAGAGUUUUUUUGUCCACCAUGGCAAAGCAGUACGACGUUUUGCUCAGGUUGCUGGUUUUAGGAGAUUCCGGGGUUGGGAAAACCUGUUUGUUGUGCAGGUUCACGGAUAAUGAAUUUAAUUCAUCGCAUAUCUCUACUAUUGAUUCUUAAGCAUUUUGAAUGAGCCGGCUCAACGAAAAGACUCGGAAUUCCCAUCACUAAUGUACAACCGGUAAAGAGUGGAUUUCAAAAUGAAAACAUUACAAGUAGAUGGCAUUAAAGUACGAGUACAGAUAUGGGAUACUGCUGGCCAGGAACGAUACCAGACCAUCACCAAACAGUACUACAGACGGGCACAGGGAAUUAUCCUGGUGUAUGACAUCACAAGUUCCAGCUCCUUUCAGCACAUUUUGAAGUGGGCUAGCGAUGUGGAUGAGUUCGCCCCUGACAAGGUGCAGAGGAUCCUGGUGGGGAACAAGGCUGAUGAGGAGCAGAUGAGGAAAGUUCCUAAAGAACAAGGAAACAAGCUAGCAAAAACCUAUGGAAUGGAAUUCUUUGAGACAAGUGCCUGCACCAACUGCAACAUAAAUGAGUCGUUUAUCCGGUUGACACAGCUGGUUCUGCAGGCUCACAAGAAAGAGAUGGAUGCCUUCCAGGGUUCCACUAAUAAAUACCUAGACAUGACUUCUCUGUGGGGAGAGCAGGACAAACAGGACAGUGAUGCAAACUCCCAGAAGUCCUGCACAUGUUAGCAUAAGGGCAAAGCUCUCCACAUGGGGGUGUUUGUCUAGAAGAAUGCCCCUGGCCCUGUGACAUAAUGACAUUGAAAUGUGUAACUUAUGAAAUGUGAGAGUAUGUUCGGUGCUUACUGAAUAUUGCCCUUGCUGCUGCUCAGAUGAAUGCAUUAUCACUUUUUGGCCUACUCACUGUUCAGUUUUCAUCUUCAUGUAUAAUUUCAUAGUUACUUGGCUUUUUCAUGUUUAUUACCCUAUUCUGCAACACCUAAACUGAUGGCACGCUGAGUUAAGUAGUCCACAUGUAAUAAGAACAUUUGCCAGCAGAGGGGCUGCUGUCUGCAAAACUCUGAAAGCUGCAACUCAGUUACUGGGUAUACUUAAGCCUUCUUCUGUAUAAUUUGUAUUGCCACAAUUUUACCCUUCAUAUCACAAACAACUUUGCUGUCUACUUGAAAUAACAAAAAUUAUGCUUACAAAGUCAUUUGCUAAAAAUUAUGAAGUGUGGGACUAUAGUGAAAGAGAAUCUGAGGCUCUUGAGUGGUCCUUUAUGAGGUGAGACGAGGAUAGGGGAGACAGGGUGGGCAGAGGGCAAGGUUCAAUUAUUAAUAUGCAGAAAUAGAAUCCAAGCUAGCUGGAAGGGAUAAUUUACCUGUGGAAGAGUAACCAAUACUCAGACAAGCAUUAACGCAAAACCUCAAUCUAAAACUGAAAUUAUGUUCAACACCAUCUUUGAGUAACUUUGAGUAUGUUGUGUGAAUUUCAUUGCCAAUUCAAAGUGUUUUUCCAGGUUGAAAAGCUGUAGCAAAUGCCACACUGGUGCAUACACAUAUACUAUUAUAAAGGUUAUUUAGGGUGCCACUGAUUGCUGACUGUUUUGACGUUUUUGAAUAGCUGUGCUAGCUAUAAGAUAAAAUAUGAUUUUUUGUGUGUGAAAAAUAACAAAAAUACUCAUUAAAAGUUCACGUUAACUUA
Messenger RNA from Coregonus clupeaformis (lake whitefish), 1904 nucleotides. RefSeq names its product ras-related protein Rab-15. Bases 447 to 947 code for a protein of 166 amino acids. The record is from RefSeq and is a predicted model, not a curated record. Gene Ontology annotation, molecular function: GTPase activity; GTP binding. NCBI's taxonomy places the organism in Eukaryota, Metazoa, Chordata, Actinopteri, Salmoniformes, Salmonidae. The transcript has 8 exons.